GAGACCUCAUAUGUCUUCUUUUCGAAUUAUUUUCGUUACUGAAGAGAAUAUUGCGGAGUUUUCGUAUGUGUUUUGACGCAGUUAGAUGUACCACACAGCUCAAAAGGAGGUGGAUAAAAUAUUACUGACUGCUGUAAGUUCAGAGUGGACGGUUGUAAAUCUUAGUCACCGAGAUCUGACCGUACUUCCUAAUUCUUUGAAGGAACUCGUCAAAGUGAAAACUUUGUUGUUGAAUGACAACAAGAUUAUAAUGCCUCCAGUGGAACUUGUCACGCUAAAAAAUCUUCAAGUUCUAGCACUUGAUCAUAAUCAGUUGACACUAAUACCUACAGGAUUUCGGCGGCUAUCGAAUCUGCGAGUUUUGUGUUUGAGUCACAACAAUUUAGGAUUCUUACCUUCAGAAAUAGGGGAGCUAACCUUUCUCCGAGAACUUUGGAUUGUCAACAUCCAGCUGAUGGCAUUACCACCCGAGAUUUGUAAUCUGCUGAACUUGGAAAAACUCGGUGCAGGAUGUAACAAUAUCAAGGCUUUGCCUGACAGAUUUUCGGCUUUAAAAUCUCUGAAGUGGCUAAGCUUAGCAAAAAAUCAACUUUCGUCUCUUCCAAGUGACUUUCAUUGCCUUAUAAAUUUGAAGCAGCUCGAUCUUGCUGAGAAUCAAUUUAACAAAUUUCCUGAAGGUUUGAGUGGACUUCACAAAUUGGAGAAUUUGAUUCUGCGUUCAAACCUGAUUCAGUCUUUGCACAAUAACACUGUCAACAAACUGCCAAAUUUGAGUCAUGUAGACCUCAGGGACAACAAACUAAUUUUACUUCCAAGAAAUUUAGAACGUCUUCAUAUAUUCUGUGUUGGAGAGAGACAGAUUUGCAGAGACAUUGAUGAGAAGAGCUUACAAAAAGUAGAUAAAGUGAGGAAGAAGCAGAAACCUGAAUAAAAGGAAUUAGUUGCUCAACACAGGGUAAUGAAAAAACUUCUUUGACAGGGAUGUUCAUUCAAAACUUGGAAUUGGAAUGCUUUUCUAUUUAGAGUAGAAGUACACUUGUGGACUGUUCUGAUUUUGCUUUUUUGUGCUCUGUGAUUGGUCCAGCAAGCUCUAGCCAUUCUCCCCAUUAAUUGAAUGGAAGAAAUAAAGGAUAAACAACUGAAGAAUCACGUCCUUGGUAUGAUAGAAAUUUUCACUCCCUUGAGUUUGUAUGAAUGACUCUGUAUUUACUUUGUAUUCUGAUUUGCUUGUUAUAAUGUUGACAUUUGCUCUGACUUGCUGUUUUAAUUGUUAGAUUUGUAUAAGAGGGGGCCUCUGGGAAACCACAACACGGGAGAAAAAAAUCUCCAAAGCUGAAAACCGACGAAAAAAGGCAGCAAAACUGAA
This is a messenger RNA of Stylophora pistillata, 1366 nucleotides long. RefSeq lists its product as uncharacterized. Gene Ontology annotation, molecular function: protein binding. NCBI's taxonomy places the organism in Eukaryota, Metazoa, Cnidaria, Anthozoa, Scleractinia, Pocilloporidae. Gene Ontology annotation, cellular component: cytoplasm. The record is from RefSeq and is a predicted model, not a curated record.